This is a messenger RNA of Oreochromis niloticus (Nile tilapia), 2264 nucleotides long. It is a transcript of the gene btr33, whose product is annotated as bloodthirsty-related gene family, member 33. NCBI's taxonomy places the organism in Eukaryota, Metazoa, Chordata, Actinopteri, Cichliformes, Cichlidae. Gene Ontology annotation, molecular function: zinc ion binding; protein binding. The record is from RefSeq and is a predicted model, not a curated record. The transcript has 10 exons. The coding region runs from base 73 to 1923 and encodes 616 amino acids.
AAUUCAGUCAUGUAAUCAUGUAAUCAAAUGUACUAUAUGAAUCAACUCAGCCAUUGCCAUUGCAUCUAAAGCAUGCAAUGUAUCAAAAGGAUGCUGAGGACACUUCUGAGGAGGAACAAAAUGCAAAGGAGAAAAAAGAGAAUGAGAGGGAGAGUCGUGUGGGUGUGCCAACAGCUGAAUAGGGAGGACUUUGGCUUCACAACCGCAGUGCUAGUAUUAUGCUUCGCUGCCUCAGAGAUCAGCUUUCGCAUUCAGGAAAGCUCUGAGGUGAUGGCUUCCAAUAGUUUUCGUCUGUCAGAGGUGCAGUUUCAGUGUUCCAUCUGCCAAGACGUUUUCUCCGAGCCCGUCUCCAUCCCCUGCGGUCACAGCUUCUGCUUCACCUGCAUCACAACACACUGGGACGUAAGCCGUGCAAUUAGCUGCCCCAGAUGUCACACAGUCUUUGAAUGCCGCCCCGAGCUUUGUGAAAACUCUUUCGCUAAAGAAAUGUCAGAGCAGAUCCGAGCGAGAAGGCAGAACGGCGUGAUUGCAGUGACAGAAAAAGUCAUCUAUUGUGAUGUGUGCACAGGAACGAAAACUCAGGCACUGAAAUCAUGCCUCACGUGUCUGACCUCAUACUGCGAGAUGCACCUGGAGCCUCACCUGAGAGUUGCCACUUUGAAGAUUCACAAGCUGAUUGAACCUGUGGCAAUGCUGCAGAAUAGGAUGUGUAAAAAGCACCAAAGGCUUUUGGAGCUGUUCUGCAGAAGUGACCAGAGGUGUGUUUGUGUGCUGUGCACCGAAACCGACCACCGCUCUCACAAAACGGUACCAGUGGAACGAGAAAGCCAAGAGAGGAAGGUGCAGAUGAAGAGGAUCGAGGUUGAUGUUCAGCAAAUGAUCCAGGACAGACUGCAGAAAGUGGAGGAGAUUAAACGAUGUGUGGAGCUGAGCAAAGUAAAUUCAAAGAGAGACAUAGAGAAAAGUGUACAAGUUUUCUCCGCUCUCAUUCGUACCAUGGAAAGAAGUCAAGCCGAGCUGGUGGAGAUGAUCCAGAGGAGGCAGGCGGCAGCAGAGCAGAGGGCAGACAGGCUCGUUGCAGAACUUGAGCUGGAAAUCACUGAACUGCAGAGGAGAAGAAGUGAAAUGGAGCAGCUUUUUCACACAGAUGACCACCUCCAUCUCAUACAGAGGUUUCCAGCUCUGAGUUCUCUUCCAUCUGCCAGAUCCUGCUCUGAAAUCAUCGUCCAUGCAGACACCAGUUUGGGGAUAUUACGGAGAGCAGUGUUCAGCAUUGAACAGCAGCUGCAAUCGGAGCUGAAAAAACUUUCCAUUCAAGAGCAUGAGAAGAUUCAGCAGUAUGCAGCUGAUGUUCAGCUGGACCCCAGGACAGCCAACCCUUGGCUGGUUUUAUCAGGGGAUGGAAGGCAGGUUUGGGAUGGCAAUGUUGAACAAAACCUGGCUGACAUACCAGAGCGUUUUGACACAGCACCAUGUGUCCUCGCCCUCAAGGGAUUCACCACAGGAAGGCACUACUGGGAGGUGGAUGUCGGAGACAAGACAGCGUGGGAUCUAGGUGUAGCUAAAGAAUCAGUCAACAGGAAAGGUUUGGUCACACUGUGUCCAGAAGAUGGUUAUUGGACUAUCUGUUUGAGGAAGGGCAGUGAGUACCGGGCAUGUGCUGGACAGGCAGAGCUGCUGUCCCUCGCUCAGAGACCACGUAUCGUUGGGGUGUUUUUGGAUUAUGAGGAAGGCAGGGUGUCAUUUUACAACGCAGACACCCAGUCACACAUCUAUUCUUUCACACACGGCCGAUUCACCGACGCGAUGCUUCCCUUUUUUAACCCUGAUAUGAGUGACAACGGCAGCAACAAAUCACCACUUAUCAUCCGCCAAGUCAGUGGAAUCGAUGAAGGCAAGGAUUUAGAUGACAUCACUAUAUGAUCUGUCACAUCAUCAAUAAACACUAGUGACUGGGUGCCACAGCAGCCAUACAUGUCCAUGCCAUAACACUGGUCCCACCAUAUGCUUCUGACCAUCAGCUGUUUCUUUCCUUCUCCACACGUUUCUCCUCCCAUCAUCCUGAUACAAGUUCGUCUUGGUUUCAUCUGUUUUCUGGCCUUCCCGUUCUUGAGUGUAACAGUGAUGUAAUGUUCUUGUAAAUCCUUGUAUUUAAAACGACACUGAAAAUCUAUAACAUACAAAUGCAACACAAUGAAUCGACUGAAUCAUCUUUGUAUGUUCUUUUCAUUUGUCACGGUAUAAUAAACCAUCAGGCCAUGAAA